This is a messenger RNA of Penicillium chermesinum, 2748 nucleotides long. Its product is annotated as Aim21 family protein. The record is from RefSeq and is a predicted model, not a curated record. The transcript has 2 exons. NCBI's taxonomy places the organism in Eukaryota, Fungi, Ascomycota, Eurotiomycetes, Eurotiales, Aspergillaceae. The coding region runs from base 1 to 2748 and encodes 915 amino acids.
AUGUCUACCCAAGCUCCUCCGGUCAUCCCUCCUCGACCGUCUCGAUCCCCUCAAGCGCCCGCUUCCCUAAACGCGCCUGUCAUUCCCCAACGCCCUGCGAGUCGCCGCUUAGAUCGCUCUGUUUCUCCAAUGCGGGACAGCUAUGCACCCUCACCCCUCAACGAGUGGAAUGGCCCGAGCAUGAGCCGUACCACUUCGAAUGAAAUUGCUCGUCCACCAAGCGUCACAAUCCCGUCUCUGGGUGAAGAGGGAAUUGAGUAUGCCGACCUCGAUGUCGGGAAACAGACACCGGAGCCCCGCAACGUGAACAGCGACCUAAAACUCCAUGCGCCGCGACCUUCUCUGCCUAAAUCAAGUGCCAAGGCCAAAGUCCAGGCGGUAACGCGUACGGACUCCAGACAGGCUGCAGCUGCUGGGGUUGGUAGUGAACACCAUGAGGAACCCGAACGCUCAAGUCGCUCCCUGCAUUCCCAAACUAAUUCGCGAGCGGCAUCAAACUCUUCUGACCGUCGUCUCUCAGCGCAGUUUGGAGAAGAGCAUGGAUUCCGAGUGCCAAUGUAUCCGAAUGCCGGAGACGUUCAGGCUCCUUCUCCUAGUCCGUAUCUGGAGCAGGGCUCUCAGCGUCAGGGCCGUAACCACAACCGCACCCGUAGUGGCCGUGAUUCGUCUUUACCCCCAGGAAGCUACGGUCUGCAUGGACAUGGUGUCCAGCAUGCUGAUAAAUUCGAGAAGGCGUGGUAUGAAAAGCACCCUGAUGAAUAUAUCAAGGAAGAAGGGCAGUAUGGCCCCGGCGUGGGCACGCCCCGCCCCGAUUGGGCUUUGAGCAGCGACGACCUGAAUAAGAUCGUUCGAGGUUCAGGCCCAAGUAACCCAGGAGCCGGCACCGCUCGGAGUGUCCAGGGUACCCCAGACGAGGAGGUCGGUUACAUCGCUUCCGACGAAUAUACCCACCGUCUCGUAGAUUCGGAUUCGCACCCUCCUGUGGAAUCUCCUCUUCGCCAAACGAGCUUCCCAUCUAAUGAGAAAGAGGCCAUUGGCUCUCCAUUGCGCCGUGAGAGAACGAGUUCACGUCAUGCAGAUGGCGAAGUUAUUCAUAUUGAUGAUCCUCACCACCACCUCCACCACCCAGAUGGAUUUGCUGCCGCUCCUGUCGAUGAAGACGCACUGGAAGAUGAUGACCAUGCUGAGCACGAUGAGCCUAUUCUAGCGGCCGAUGAAGUGCGUCCCGAGUCUGCCUUCUUGCACCCUGCCAUCUCCCCCACCCGUGGAGGCUUCGAUGACGAGUACCGUAGUCGUACACCCAGUAUAUCUCACAGCCGUUCGAACAGCCGUUCGACCAGUGCUCAGGGUGGCUCUUAUCUGACUCGAUUUGACUCGCGCGAGUUGCAUGAAGACACCCACACACCACUGGAGGAUGUUGAGGAAUACGAGCCCUUGUUUCCCGAAGAAGAGGACUCACAGACGCAGCGACCACUUUCCCAGAGUGAGCGUUUCAAGAAACGCCCUGAAUCACUCAAGCACCGGUUCCCUAGUGAAGAUAUCUGGGAGGAUGCCCCGAACAGUCUUCAGCAUUAUACUACGGUGUCUACCCCGGACCUUCCCACCCGCGACACUGCCGAGGUCUUCGAGACGCCCGAGCAGGAGGCUGCUCGCAGGAGGCAAACCGGUAAGAUUGACUCGCACGAUGUUGCCAGUCACAUUCUUGAAUCUAGCGGCAGUAGCCCCGCAAACGUACCUAAAAGACCCGAAGGGCACAAGCAGCGCUUCCCAAGUCGGGAUAUCUGGGAGGAUACUCCUGAUAGCCAGCAGCUUGUGACGACCGUCGAACCCGCCACGGAAGAGCUUAAGAGCCCGGAAGCCCCCAGCAAACCCAGUAUUCCUCCUCGCCCAACCAAGGCUCAACCAUCCACAUCACCUACCGAUAAACGCUCACCGCCAGGGAUUCCAGACCGCCCGAAGCCCCAGGUUCCUUCUCGUCCCGCCAAGUCCAGCUCGCCAGAGAAGACACCGGUAGCUGGAGCAGUUGGCAGAGAUGCCGCCGAGGCCCCCGCGGUCCCCAAAGCAAAGCCUGCUGUUCCAGCACGACCCGGUGGCAGUAAGAUCGCAGCAUUGAAGGCGGGCUUUCUCACAGACUUGAACUCCCGCCUGCAACUAGGACCUCAGCAACAGAAGCCUCAGCCGAAGGAGCCAGAAUCCCCAGCCGAGAAGCAGCCUCUCAGCGAUGCGCGUAAAGGCAGAGCCCGUGGUCCUGCCCGCCGGAAGCCUGCGGUGGAGAAGGCUGAUGCUAGGUUACCCACUAUUCCAGAAGUCAAGAUCACUGAGAGCUGGAAUGUCUGGCAGGUCGGUUCUGACGGCAGUCUCACAGUCGGGGGUGAAACGAAGCACGCCGAUCCUGUUGAGGCCUCUCCUUCUAUAGAGACGCAUCCCUCCUCAGAUCCAUCGCCCGCCCCAGAACCAGCAAUGGCUCCUAAGCUUUCCAAGAAUAUUGCUGGAGAGCCUACAGACCCAGUUCCCGUCAAAACAGAGGCAGAUGCAGAGGAGGCCACGCCACCUAUUGUGAAAGCCCCUCCCCAAAAGGAAGACACCGAGCAGCCUUUGGCAGAGAAGGUCGCCGAUACGAAGGCGGACACCAAGGAGGCUGCUGAGCUAGCUUUUUUCGCCAAGGUGAAUGAUACCUUGCAGGGUGAAGCAACAGAAUCCGUUCAGCGCAGAGAGACCGAGGGCGAAAACGAAACCACUACGUCUUGA